AUGUAUGCUGCACUGAACAAUAAGGUGGUGUUCAUUGUUCACAUAUACUGUACGGGCAAUAAAGGUGUAGUGUUCAUUGUUCGUAGCCAUGCUGUGCUGGUUUUAAUGGUGGUGUUCAUUGUUCACAUGUAUACUGCACUGAACAAUAAGGUGGUGUUCAUUGUCCACAUGUAUACUGUACUGAACAAUAAGGAGGUGUUCAUUGUUCACAUGUAUACUGCACUGAACAAUAAGGUGGUGUUCAUUGUUCACAUGUAUACUGCACUGAACAAUAAGGUGGUGUUCAUUGUCCACAUGUAUACUGUACUGAACAAUAAGGUGGUGUUCAUUGUUCACAUGUAUGCUGUACUGAACAAUAAGGUGGUGUUCAUUGUUCACAUGUAUACUGCACUGAACAAUAUGGUGGUGUUCAUUGUUCACAUGUAUACUGUACUGAACAAUAAGGUGGUGUUCAUUGUUCACAUGUAUACUGUACUGAACAAUAAGGUGGUGUUCAUUGUUCACAUGUAUACUGCACUGAACAAUAAGGUGGUGUUCAUUGUCCACAUGUAUACUGUACUGAACAAUAAGGUGGUGUUCAUUGUUCACAUGUAUACUGCACUGAACAAUAAGGUGGUGUUCAUUGUUCACAUGUAUACUGCACUGAACAAUAAGGUGGUGUUCAUUGUUCACAUGUAUACUGCACUGAACAAUAUGGUGGUGUUCAUUGUUCACAUGUAUACUGUACUGAACAAUAAGGUGGUGUUCAUUGUUCACAUGUAUACUGUACUGAACAAUAAGGUGGUGUUCAUUGUUCACAUGUAUACUGUACUGAACAAUAGGGAUUCAUUGUUCACAUGUAUACUGCACUGA
Molecule: messenger RNA, 852 nt
Organism: Homarus americanus (American lobster)
Lineage: Eukaryota; Metazoa; Arthropoda; Malacostraca; Decapoda; Nephropidae
Exons: 1
Coding region: 1-852 (283 amino acids)
Source: RefSeq, a predicted model, not a curated record